CACGUGUGUCGUACGAUGUGGGCUGCCAGUGUUUGUUUCUUGUUUGUGUCGCUGUUCCCACUUUGCCCGGGCCAGCUGGUCAAAACCGCGGAGAAUUAUGGUCCGUUCACGGUGAAAUGGAAUGACUACAGCGCGUGUCGCGGCCCCAAGGCCGUGAACCUUUCAGAGUACGUCACCCAUCUGAUCGUGGACAACGCCACCAACAUCUACAAGGGGAUCCUUAACUUCACAUUCAGCAAUUCAGCAAAAAUGGAUGAAGUGAAGAUGGUGGUGUACAGUCUGAAGGGUGAGCGCAGGAGCUUGCUGUGGAGUUACCGGGUGGACAAGCCCUGCCAGCACUACGCCAUCGCGGACAUCCUCGAGAAGCAGUUCGGGGUGCAUAACUGUCUGUUUCUGAAGGGCCACCACGACUGGACCAUCAACUUCACGGAGUGCGUGCACAAGUACCUCGGCGAUUCGUUCUUCUACGGCGAGUUUGUCUUCAAGCUGUACGUUUUGUCAAAAAAAGGAAAUAUCGCUUGUCUCGUCUUCACGCCAAUGUUUUCUAAGAAAUCUUGAUUUGGAAAUUUAUUUCCAUUCGAAAUCAUAUGAGAUGUGAUUUAUUUUGAGAACAAAUACACAUGAUUGGCAAUGAAUUACAUUUUAUAAUAAAAAUGUAUAAAAAAAAUCGAUAACAACAA
Messenger RNA from Bombyx mori (domestic silkworm), 680 nucleotides. RefSeq lists its product as uncharacterized. The record is from RefSeq and is a predicted model, not a curated record. NCBI's taxonomy places the organism in Eukaryota, Metazoa, Arthropoda, Insecta, Lepidoptera, Bombycidae. The coding region runs from base 16 to 558 and encodes 180 amino acids. The transcript is spliced from 4 exons.